Molecule: messenger RNA, 1841 nt
Organism: Caenorhabditis sp. 36 PRJEB53466
Lineage: Eukaryota; Metazoa; Nematoda; Chromadorea; Rhabditida; Rhabditidae
Source: the annotation of a GenBank genome assembly
AUGUUCGUGUGGGCCUUCUACCUACUCGCGAGUCUCGUCCUUUGGUAAGCCUUCUGGAGCCUGUCCCAUUUUCUUUCGGAGCCCUUCCCGCCAUUUGAUCUCGGUGUUUUGCGUGUCUUGAACAGGUUUUCUCCCUCCCUCACUUCUGAAACCCACUUCCUCUUUCGCUUUUCAACCUAUAAAUCACAAGAAUCAUGGAAUGGCUACCCCUUUUGCCUUCGUUCGGAGUGUUCACGAAUCGAUUAAAUGACAUAAUUCGGCUAAUCCAGUCGUUGUUCACUGAUUAUGAUAGUAAUAGGCUGGCCGUCUCAUUCCCUCCCCCUCUGAUAACCACUUUUUGUUUGCCUUUUGGGUGAGAGAAGGGGAGGGACGCGUAAACGGUACGCGAUUCGAAUGCCCUUGUGUCUGAGGGGGGAGGGAAAGUAUUUUGUAAUCUUGUGCUGAAACAAUAGGCGAGCAAACAUCACCCGACUGCAGGGCGGACAAAGUGAGCGGUGGAGCACGCACUCCCUACUUCGACCUGACCGUCUACAGUGAUUGGCCGCAGUUCGAGGACUACGUCAAGGGAGUCGCCCACGACAAUCCGUCGUUCGUGCAGUUGAAGACGAUCGGACGGACGCGGGAGGGCCGUCCGCUGCUCGGAGUCCGCAUCGGAAAGCCGGCUCCGGCGGGAAAAAGGAAGAUCGCCGUGUGGCUGGACGGAGGCAAUCACGCGAGGGAAUGGCCGGCCUUCCACGUGGCAGUCUACUUCAUCGAGAAGGUGAGAGAGGGAGAGAAGGAGAGAAAGAGACGGAAGUGGUGGCAGACGGGGAUUACACACUCGUCUCGUUUCGAUUCAUUUCAGCUGGUCAACGGCUACCUCAUCGACGCUAAGAUCACGAAAUACGUGGAAACACUCGACAUCUACGUGUUCCCGGUCCUCAAUCCGGACGGAUUCGUCUACUCGCGAACAUCUUCCAGAGCUAUGGUCAGUUGAGGACACUGAGGAAUGGAUGGCGAAACGGAUAACCUUUCAGAUCAGACAAUGGCGGAAGAACCGUGCGCCGGAGAACUGCACGGGGACGGGGCCGUUCCAGACGGACAUCUGUUGCGAGGGCGUUGAUUUGAACCGCAACUACGACAUCGGGUUCUCGCAAGAGAGCUAUCCGUUCAACAAUCCGUGUUCCGACGAGUUCCAGGGACCGCAUCCGUUCUCAGAGCCCGAGUCCAGGUACAGUGAUCCUUCCGUUCUCGUCCAAAUGAGUCCGUUCCUCUGCAGGGCCGUCCGUGACUUUGUCAUGUCUUCCGAACUCUACGGCCGUCUGUAUGCGCUCAUUUCGAUGCACACCCACGGACAACUCUGGAUCCUUCCCUACAAUUAUCACAAGAGAACGUACCCGCAGGACAUUAAAGAAUUGGUGAGGAAUUCAGAAAAAGCGAGAGGGCCUGGGACGUACUUAUUUUGCAGGAAGCACUUGCGAACAAGGCCGCCGACCGGGUUUUCGCGUACCGGGAGACCAAGUACAGAGUGGGAACGGCGGCCGAUAUGCUCGGAACGGCGACGGGCGGAGCGACCGACUGGAUCAAAAAGAACACGCCGACCAAGUACGUGUACGUGCUGGAGCUGCCGCCCGACAUGAAAAGUAGGCCGAGCUGGGAGGCCACCUCAAUCACACUCGUUUUCAGCCUGGUUCGCUUUCCAAGUGAAACCGCACUGGCUCAUUCCGAUCGGAAAGGAAACGUGGCUCGGAAUCGAAGUGAUCUUCGACCAAGUCAUCGAAGAGACCAAGAACUUCCAGCCGACAGAAGCGACCGCUAAUUCCACGGCAGACAUCAGAUCUCCACGGUUCAGACAGCUAUAA